Colletotrichum acutatum is the source of this 879-nucleotide messenger RNA. RefSeq lists its product as uncharacterized. The transcript is spliced from 2 exons. The record is from RefSeq and is a predicted model, not a curated record. Lineage: Eukaryota; Fungi; Ascomycota; Sordariomycetes; Glomerellales; Glomerellaceae. Bases 1 to 879 code for a protein of 292 amino acids.
AUGAGCGCGCAAAGUGGUCUGCAAGUCGCAGACUCGUCCGACACCGAUGCCGGUAAUGAACAACCAAGGAACGAAGUUCAGCGGCGCAGCUUUGGUGAUUGGCUCCGUGAUGAUGUCAACAUCCGCUAUACCGAUAUCCCAGUCCUCGCUUGUUGUCUGGUGUCCGGCUUGUGCGACAGUGUAGCAGUAAACGCAGCUGGUGUCUUCGUCAGUAUGCAAACAGGAAACACCAUCUUCAUGGCUCUGGGCGCCUCGAAGCUUCCGGCUGGCGAGCCCCUCCUCUGGCUCAAGUCCCUCAGCUCCAUCGCCGCGUUCUGGCUAGGGUGCUUCUUCUUCUCCAAGUCGAGACACAUUCACCCCAAGCGCAGAAGCACUCUCGCCCUAUCAUUCCUUCUCCAGUCCGCACUCGUCUUCCUUGCCGCCGCCUUUGCUCAGACACGUCUCAUCGCCGACUUUGGAAAAGCCUCGGUGCAAGGCUCCGACUCGAAUCACGAAUUCAAGACCUCUGAAAACCCUCUUGUGAUGGUCCCCCUUGCGCUUCUGGCCUUCCAGUUUGGCGGACAGAUUGUCACGAGUAGGAUUCUGGGAUAUAAUGAGGUUCCUACCAACGUCCUAACCAGCGUCUACUGCGACCUCCUGUCCGACCCCAAGCUCUUUGCACCCCUGAAGGAGAACCCUAAGAGGAACAGGAGGUUCUUGGCUGUUGUUUUGCUCGUUCUUGGAGGUAUCAUUGGUGGCUGGCUGCAGAGAAGCCAGGCUGGCAUGCCUGGGGCUCUUUGGAUUUCUGGAGGAGUCAAGUUCAUCAUUGCCGUCGCCUGGAUGGGCUGGGCCAGCAAUGAGCCGGUUGAGAGCAAGCUGGAAAAGGGCGUCAAGUCAUAA